UCAUUGCGUUUAAAUGGAGUCAUUCACAACGGAGAGUGAUAGUCUAGAUAUAAGUCUGAAUUAACUAUACUCUCCUUGAAUUUAACCAACACAGAAGAACUUCGAUCGUAGUCACGAUGAAACUUCUACCAAUGUUGACACUUUCGCUUCUCCAGUUUGGAGGUACUCUCGGGAUAACGAUAACAAGUGCCUUUAAUAAUUCACACCCGCGCAUCGGUGAGACGAUAACGUUAAGUUGUAGCAUUCUGGGUGGAACUCCCGACGAGGUGAUAUUGUGGAAGGGCCUCCGUCACAGGGGAGUGGUGCCCAUGACGAACAAUUGUCAAGUUCGAGGGGACACAUUAAGAUUAACGAACAAUAGGUGUGAUCGGAAUAAUUAUAAUUUUCAAUUUUUAUUAAAUGAUGUUAAAAUUUCGGACCGCGGGGAAUGGGGAUGUAAGGCUGAUGGACAAGAGGCGCCAACCAAACUAAAUUUGGAUGUUUUAGUUCCUCACUACGUUCAAAUUGAAACCAACAAGUCUACUGUAAAUGAAAAUGAACUCGUGAGGUUUGAAUGUGCUACCAGCGGCGGCAACCCGGAGCACGUCGAGCGAUACCAGUGGCUCUGGAAGAAGAGAGGCUCCAACGUGAGGCAGGUCAUCCAGGAUACAGAGACCGGCAGGCAGAAUGGAAAGUUCUUAAGAGUUCGCGCGCAUACCGUAUGAUAGGAGUGGGACGUACACGUGCAAGGCUUGGAACCUUGGUGGAAUGGGACAGGCGUCGACUGGCCUCAAAGUACAAUACUCGCCUAGGAUAGACCCAGAGGCCAAAUUGAAAUAUGACGCGGUAGGCAAGAUGGGCAAGGAGGCAUCAUUAGAACUGUUCAUUGUCGCAAAACCGACUCCGGCCGCAACUGGUUAUGUCUGGGAGAAACAUGGCAACAUCCUGGCGAACUCCUCUCCAGAUUAUGAAAUACAGUCCGGGCCAACAUUCAGCAAGCUGAAAAUCAAAAACGUCAAAUCCUCCGAUUAUACGUUUUAUACAUGUUCUGUGAAAACGAGCGCAUUUCACACGAAGGUCUUCAAGUUUAGGCUUCUCGGAGCAGGGCCACCAUCUGCGCCAAGACACCUCAAAGUAGUCAACUCAUCUGCUGUAGCUGCGACUCUUGAAUGGAUAUCAGGAUUCAAUGGUGGAUCAGAGCAGAGAUUUUACAUCCAAUACAAGAAGUCUGCAGAGAAGUGGCCGACCUCGGAGGGUCCUGAAGGAGGAAUAACUGACCCAGGCCUCAAUAAAUUGGUGUCUUAUGGACUUAUGGAUCUUGAGUCUAAUGCCGUGUAUGUGUUUCGGGUGCGCAGCAAGAAUUCCAACUCUGGGCCACACACGAGCAAGUUCAGCAACAAUGCGUUUGGAAAAACACCAGAGAAGCCCCAAACGUCACUCCUAGGUGUGUCCCGAAAAGGCAACAAAGUAACCGUGCGCUGGAAACAAGUGACCGGAAUAUAUACAGCACUCAAGAUCAAAUACUGCCUGACCGGCACGAAAGACUGCAUGGAUUACGCCGUGCUUAAAUCAGAAGAUGUCAACAUGGCAACAUUUUUCGUUGAUGCCUUUACAUAUUAUUAUUAUAUGAUUGUCCAAGAUGGCGGCGAUGUUGUAUACAGGAGUACGGACAUCAAUGACGAAUAUCCUGACGAGAGUAAUUCGCCAGUUGUUGCUGACAAGACAAACAUUGUUGUUGCUGGUGUUGUUGGCGGUCUGGUUGGCGCAGUCAUUGUAGCGAUAGCAGGCGUCAUGGUGGCAGCUGUUCUAUGGAAACGUGGGCUUGUGCGAUGGGGGAAGAGGCAGGAUCAGAGACCUGCAAAUGACACUGUGGAUUUCGAGGAAUCGAGAGUUACACCCAGGAAUGAUUCCGCACAAACUUUCGCUGACAUUGGGGGUGACAACGUGAUUAAAACAUUUCACCAUGAACGCGCGGCCGGCCAUAAAACCGCUCUGCCCAUUGUAACGGAGCGCCACAUGCCAGCGCACGGACUUCCUGGGAAUCAAUCCGCGUCCUCAGAUGAUGACCUGAAUGAAUAUGAAAUCAUUUGUUCAACGUCAAGACAGCAGGCCGGAAUUGCUGGUCAGAAUCCAAUGGGCAAGCUACGACAGCCUCGCUGGAGAACGGCUGAGAGCGGUCUGGAUGCCACACGUCAGAAGCAUGUUCCUGCUCGCUUGGGCAGAAGUAGAAAACGAGUGGAUACUUCCUCCAACAAAGUAGUGCGGAGACAGGAACCAGAAGGCACAAACAACGGACAUACACAGAGAAAGCCCUGUCAAAGCCCGACUGAGGGCGGUUCAAGACAAGUCGACGGAACCAAAACGUUGAGUCCGAGUAGCUCAAUUGACGAUGUGGCCUAUGAUCAAGAGUCGCCAUGUGCACAUCCAGAUCUUGAAGAGACAGAAUACGAUGAAGAUGAUAUCUACAUCAGUGAGCUGAGUCGAGUUCGAAUGUCCUCAAUCGAAGACGAGGCUGCCUACUACAGCGUAAAUGGUUCUACGACUUGCCAGCAAGGUGAUACAGGUCAAAACCCUGUUCCUGUUUCCCAGGCGGAUCGGGAGUAUGCUGUCCCUUCCGAAAUAAAACAGAGAGGACCGGAGUCAGAAUACACCUACAUUCAAAGCGACUUACCAAUCCUCACACAGGGACUGCCAAUCCAAUGCAUGGCCAAGGCCGGAUCAAGAGAAUUCAAUGGAAAAAACAAGUCGUCUCCUAGUCGAUCGAGUGACGUUGUGACUCACGGUCAAGAGCCGCCAUAUGCAAAUCUGGAUCAAGUAGAGAGAGUAAAGGAUGGAGAGUAUUUGGACUUUCACAUCUGAGUCCGGAACGAUUGAGCAUGAGACCGAAUGAACUCUAAACAUGGCAGCACUUGAUCGCGGUUGUGAUUGUGGUGACAGAGCCGACGUACAGGUGGCGUCCUCGUAUAGUCUAUAUAUAAUAUGGUGAUUUGGCAUUUUGGCCAACGUAUUAUUGUGUAUAUAAUGUACAGCAUUCUCUGUACAUAACUUUCGUUGUUUGCGUCAGCACAUUUGACUCGCGAUUUCCGGCAUGACAGCGACUGUCGUCAUUGCUUACCACGUUCUAAUUUGGCUUCGCCAUCUUUUCAUUGUCAGUGUGCAUCGGUUUCACCGCAUGUUAUCGCGUGUUUACUUCAUAUUCCCUUUUUGAAGCGCUUGUGAUAAAUUCUUGUUGACAUGGCACGGCAAGUCAGCCAUUAUCACGUGAUCGUGUUGUGUCCCAUUUACGCGGUUGCUAAGAAUAUCCAUGCGCGUUGACUUAGAUCGUCAAUUUAUAAUAAUUCGGUCGAUAACCGUGGUUGUGCGUUUAACUGCGAUUCCAGUCACUUUUAUUUAUUCCGUGUGACUGAUAUUUAAUCUGGUUUCUAUGCAAUAAGUUGUCCUUAUUAGUUUUUGGGACCUCGUAAGCCUGUCCGUCUGCAACCGUAGUUGCUAGGGGGCGUUUCUUCUUUUGUUGAACACAUGGAUUUCGUGGGCUUGACAAAUUGCGACGCUGGAUUGGGUUUGGCGUAGCGAUAUCUUGUGUGGUGCGAAAUAUAAAACCUGAAACUCACAACGCUUCGGGGCGACUCUCAAAAAUAAUCCGAAGCAAGAACAUCUGCCGAAUUCUAUUUCUUUCAUUCAUCUUCGCCAUUUUAAUCCGAAAACGCAAGUAAAGGUAUCUCCAUCGAGCGGCAAGGUAAGCCGGAAUUACCAGUUUUACCUUUAAUGCAUGUUUUAAUUGUGUUCUGUAAGUAUAUUAACCCGGAUCCAAUGCACCGGUCCCAGACCAUAGCUGGGAGUCAACGCUUGGAUUCC
Messenger RNA from Lineus longissimus, 3834 nucleotides. RefSeq lists its product as uncharacterized. Bases 748 to 2838 code for a protein of 696 amino acids. The record is from RefSeq and is a predicted model, not a curated record. Lineage: Eukaryota; Metazoa; Nemertea; Pilidiophora; Heteronemertea; Lineidae. The transcript is spliced from 8 exons. Gene Ontology annotation, molecular function: protein binding.